GGGUGAGACCUGCUGUGCAAAUGCAGGUUCAGAGGACCUUCAGACUCCUCCCAUUUACUCCAACCCUCUCUUCCAGUCAGCCUCCCUUCUCCCCUGUAGCGAUGGGGGCGGGGUCUCAAUGGAAGCUGAAGAUGAGUAGUCAUGUGACUCCUUUUCCUCUGCAGCCCCCUCGGAGGCCACUAGGCGGAAGUAGAUGUUCAGAGCAGGGCUAGUAGUCGCCGAGACCACAUCCGGGAGAGGCGAGCAGAGCGGAAGUGGCGUUGGUCUGGCCGGAGCCCUUGGGUGAAAUUGUUAGGCGUGGAGGGGGAGUGAUGUCUUCCAGACUCGGUGCAGUCACCGCCGUGAGUUUCUUGGUGUGACCAUUAUACUUUGGAGAUAGAACUGUCGAGCCGAGAACACGCGGUCCUUUGCUUUUGUCUUGAACUCAGAGUUGGGUUUUUUUCAGAGCCCAUCGUAGGCCCCACCCUUUUAUAUCAGAUCCACUUAUUCCCUUUUCCCCCCAUUUUUAUUUUUAUUGCCUAUUCCUCGUAUCCUCGGACUCAGUUCCUCGACAUAUUGUAAUUAUUUAUAUUCCUUCAGCAUCCCUAGUGCCUCCCGUUGCUGUAUAAUAUAUAUUAUAUUUUUUUCCGUCUUUUCUUUUCGAGCCUCCAUCUAGGAUAGGGUUUUGAGAAUGGGCAAUAAUGAAAGCUCUGAUAUUGUCAACCCGUCUGUACAUUGUAGAAAAAUAGGAUGGCACAGGUCCAUUUGAAGAAGUUGCCUGGGACAGCUUCACAUCUAGGCACAAGGGGGAUUCAUCUCUUUGGGGAUGAGGUACAAAGGUCCCUGGCACUCACUCGUGUGCUUGCGAUUUGCUAGACCCCGGGACCCACAUCCCGUAAGCAGCAGAGGAGCACCAGGAUCGUGGGAGCUAAGAAAGUAGUCUGGGAAGGUCUGGGCUGCAGAGGGAUCACUUGUGUAGCCUGUUUACUCUGACGGACCUGGGUUUAAGAAGAAUUGUAUAUACCGUGUUGAAUUGACUUGUAAUGUAAUAGGACCCAGUGCUCCAUAAAGGAUAAUAGCUUCCAGUACACUAUCCCUCAUGAGGACUCCCUGAGUGGUUCGUCAUCUGCCUCCUCAUGUGAACCAGUGACUGACUUCCCUGCAACCUUCCGAAAGUCUACCUACUGGAUGAAGAUGAGAAGAAUCAAGCCUGCUGCCACGUCACAGGUUGAAGGCACAGGUGAAAAGGAAAAGGAGAAGGCCAAAGGAAAGAGGAAAGUCAAGCAGGAAGAAGAUGAAGACUAUCGCGAGCUUCCGCAAAAGAAGCACAAGAUGUACGGGAGGAAGCAGCGGCCUAAAGCUCAGCCUCACCCCAAAGCCCAGGCUCGUAGGGUUCGGAAGGAGCCGCCAGUCUAUGCAGCAGGCAGUAUGGAAGAAAAGUGGUACUUAGAGAUCAUGGAUAAAGGCAGUGUGUCCUGUCCUACCUGCCAGGCAGUGGGGAGGAAGACAAUAGAGGGUUUAAAGAAACACAUGGAAAACUGCAAACAGGAAAUGUUUACCUGCCAUCAUUGUGGGAAACAACUUCAUUCACUGGCAGGAAUGAAGUAUCAUGUCAUGGCCAAUCAUAACAGUUUGCCAGUUUUGAAGGCAGGAGAUGAAGUAGAUGAGCCAAGCGAGAGGGAGCAGCUGCGAACAGUACUAAAGCGAAUGGGAAAGCUCAGGUGCAUGCGUGAGAGUUGCUCCAGUACCUUCACCAGCAUUAUGGGAUAUCUGUACCAUGUUAGAAAGUGUGGCAAAGAGGCGUCAGAGCUGGAGAAGUUGACCCUGAAAUGUCACCACUGUGGGAAACCAUACAAGUCAAAGGCUGGGCUCGCAUACCACAUGAGGUCAGAGCAUGGGCCUGUCUUCUUCCCAGAGUCAGAACAGCCAGACUGUUUAAAGGAGAUGAGUUUGGAGACGAAGGGUGGAGGCCGAGUUCAGCGGCGUUCGGCCAAGAUAGCUGUGUACCACCUGCAGGAGCUGGCCUCCGCUGAACUAACCAAGGAGUGGCCGAAGAGGAAGGUGCUCCAGGACCUGGUGCCCGAUGACCGGAAGUUAAAAUAUACUCGCCCUGGGUUACCUACCUUUAGCCAGGAAGUCCUGCACAAGUGGAAGAUGGAUAUCAAGAAGUACCAUCGCAUCCAGUGUCCUAACCAGGGCUGUGAGGCUGUCUACGGUAGUGUAUCUGGCCUUAAAGCUCACCUGGGCUCCUGCACACUGGGCACCUUUGUGGCUGGAAAGUACAAGUGUCUUCUGUGUCAGAAAGAAUUUGUGUCAGAGAGUGGUGUCAAGUAUCAUAUCAAUUCCGUCCAUGCCGAGGAUUGGUUUGUUGUGAACCCAACAACCACAAAAAGCUUUGAGAAGUUGAUGAAGAUAAAGCAGCGGCAGCAGGAGGAGGAGAAGCAGCGGCAGCAGCACGGAAGGCGGCGGUCCCUGAGAAGGCAGCAGCAGCCAAGCACGGAGCCUCCAGAGAGCCAGCUGGAGCUGAAGGCAGGGAAGGAGCAGGAGGGGAACAACGAGGAGCCCGUGGGAUCCGAGCCAGAGCCAGUGCCAGCACAGCCCCAGAGAGCCGAGCCCGCCAAGACCACUCACAAACGAGGGAGGAAGUAGGCGGCCAUUGAUGCGCUCCGCGGAUGGGACGCGGUUGUCAUGGGGACUCGUGCAGGGGAGCCCUGAGUGGCUGAGUGAAGCUGCUGUCAGCUGUUGCUGUUGGCCUGAGGCUCUCAGCUCCUCUGUGUAAAUUUCAGUCUUCCUGACUCGUUCACUUUCUCCCUCCCUGCCUCAGUAGGUUCCUGGUUCCUCGGAGUCCUCUUGCUUUUCUGUUGCCCAAAGAGCUCUCCUGGAAAAGCAGCUACAGGUCUCCUCGCUCUGUGCAAGGUUAAGAAAGAAGACUUCAGCUGGUUUCUUCAUCCUUUCCUGUCUGGGUUAUGAACGUUCUUGGAAUCUCCGCUGAUUUAGAUUUAGUGGCCACUCCAUUAUUUAGCUUAUAAAACAGUUCCAAAACUAAUCUUUUUUUUUUUUUUAA
Apodemus sylvaticus (European woodmouse) is the source of this 3043-nucleotide messenger RNA. It is a transcript of the gene Znf512, whose product is annotated as zinc finger protein 512. The coding region runs from base 1168 to 2628 and encodes 486 amino acids. The record is from RefSeq and is a predicted model, not a curated record. The transcript is spliced from 14 exons. Gene Ontology annotation, molecular function: zinc ion binding. NCBI's taxonomy places the organism in Eukaryota, Metazoa, Chordata, Mammalia, Rodentia, Muridae.